AUGUUGCCACCAUUCCCUCCACUAACCAAAGUACUCCUGACUGAUCUGUAUUUGGCCAUAAAACACAUCCCAAACGAUGAUGUGGAGCAUCAACAAGUGGUCUUAAAUGGGAAGACCUCCAUGGUCCCACUGGAGGUUCUCCUCAUGAUGAAAGUCGGAGGUGGACCAGGGUCAGUAGGCACUUGUGCAGCAGUCUCAAUACUGGACUGGUACGAUCUAGAGCAGGAGGUCCUCCUGGUCAUGGAGAGAUCAGUCCCCUGUGUGAGCCUACUGACCUAUAUGGAGAAUAAUGCUGGACCCCUGGAGGAGAACAUCACUAAGCAGCUGGUGGAUGCAGCCAUAAUAAUGCAUAGCAAAGGCAUUUUCCACCGCGACAUCAAGAUGGAAAACCUGCUCCUAGAGACCGGCUCCAGUGACCUGCGAGUGCGGGUCAUCGACUUUGGAUGUGGCUGCUCGGUGCAAGAAAAGCUGUUCUCCAGCUUCCUCGGAACCUCAGCGUACGCCCCUCCAGAGUUUUACACAUGUGGGAGGUAUGAGGCUGCGCCCACCACUGUCUGGCAGCUGGGCGCGCUGCUUUACGAACUGCUACGUAGAUGA
This is a messenger RNA of Archocentrus centrarchus (flier cichlid), 597 nucleotides long. Its product is annotated as serine/threonine-protein kinase pim-2-like. Lineage: Eukaryota; Metazoa; Chordata; Actinopteri; Cichliformes; Cichlidae. Gene Ontology annotation, molecular function: protein serine/threonine kinase activity; ATP binding. Bases 1 to 597 code for a protein of 198 amino acids. Gene Ontology annotation, cellular component: cytoplasm. Gene Ontology annotation, biological process: negative regulation of apoptotic process; regulation of mitotic cell cycle; protein autophosphorylation. The record is from RefSeq and is a predicted model, not a curated record. The transcript is spliced from 4 exons.